AUGACGGCGCGCAGCCGCUCUGUGGGGAUCAUCGGAGCACCUUUCUCCAAGGGACAGUCCAGGGGUGGAGUGGAGAGGGGCCCGGACCUGAUCAGGGCCGCAGGACUGGUGCAACGCCUGCAGGAACAAGGUGUGUGUGACGCCGUGUGUUCAGGUUGUGCAGUGAAGGAUUAUGGGAACCUGAGUUUAGAGGACGCGGCGGCCGAGGAGCCGCUGGGCGAGCUGAAGAGCGUGCGGGCGGUGGGCAGCGCCAACCGCAGGCUGUCCGACGCCGUGCAGGCGGCGAAGAAGGACGGACACACGAGUGUGAUGCUCGGAGGAGACCACAGUCUUGCCAUCGGCUCCAUCCACGGGCACACCACCGCCGUGGGCCCGCUCAGCGUGGUGUGGGUGGACGCCCAUGCUGACAUCAACACGCCGCUCACCACCUACACGGGGAAUUUCCACGGACAGCCGAUGUCCUUCCUGCUCCAUGAGCUGCGAAGCUACAUCCCUCCUUUACCAAACUUCUCCUGGGUGAAACCGUGCGUGUCGGCGCGAGACCUGGUCUACAUUGGCCUGAGAGACGUGGACCCGGCCGAGCACCACAUCCUGAAGCUGCUGGGUGUGAAGGCGUUCUCCAUGUCCGAGGUGGACCAGCUGGGUGUGGCCCGCGUCAUGGAGGAGACGUGCGACUACCUCUGUACCAGAGUGAAAAAACCCAUUCACCUCAGCUACGACAUCGACGCCAUCGAUCCCUCUGUUACCCCGGCAACCGGCACGCCCGUCACCGGAGGACUCACCUACCGAGAGGGAGUCUACAUCAGCGAAUACCUCUGUCAGACCGGUCUGCUGUCGGGGGUGGACCUGGUGGAGGUGAACCCUCUCCGAGGUCAGACCGAGGAGGCGGUGCAGUCCACCGUAAACACAGCCGUCAGCGUGCUGGUCAGCUGCCUCGGACGCGUCCGCGAGGGAAACCCGGUGCCGGCAGAUUACCGCCUGCCCGAGCCUUAA
Messenger RNA from Salarias fasciatus (jewelled blenny), 993 nucleotides. RefSeq names its product arginase 1 (gene arg1). Gene Ontology annotation, cellular component: cytoplasm; cytosol; nucleus. The record is from RefSeq and is a predicted model, not a curated record. The transcript has 9 exons. Gene Ontology annotation, molecular function: arginase activity; manganese ion binding. Bases 1 to 993 code for a protein of 330 amino acids. NCBI's taxonomy places the organism in Eukaryota, Metazoa, Chordata, Actinopteri, Blenniiformes, Blenniidae.